Molecule: messenger RNA, 318 nt
Organism: Staurois parvus
Lineage: Eukaryota; Metazoa; Chordata; Amphibia; Anura; Ranidae
Source: the annotation of a GenBank genome assembly
CUGGGGGCCCGAGACCUGUUUGCUCCGCCUGAGGGCUCGAGACUGUCGCUCCAUCUGGGGGUCCGGCGCCCGCCGCUCCGCCUGAGGGCCCGAGACCUGUAGCUCCGCCUGGGGGUCCAGGCGUCCCGGCGCCCGCCGCUCCGCAUGGGGGGCCCGAGACCUGUCGCCCCGCCCGGGGGGUCCGGUGCCUGUCGCCCCGCCCGGGGGUCGGUGCCUGUCGCCCCGCCCGGGGGUCCGGUGCCUAUCGCCCCGCCCGGGGGCCCGGUGCCUGUCGCCCCGCCCGGGGGCCCGGUGCCUAUCGCCCCGCCCGGGGACCCG